Penicillium canescens is the source of this 1050-nucleotide messenger RNA. RefSeq names its product adenosine kinase. Bases 1 to 1050 code for a protein of 349 amino acids. Gene Ontology annotation, biological process: purine ribonucleoside salvage. Gene Ontology annotation, cellular component: nucleus; cytosol. Lineage: Eukaryota; Fungi; Ascomycota; Eurotiomycetes; Eurotiales; Aspergillaceae. Gene Ontology annotation, molecular function: adenosine kinase activity. The record is from RefSeq and is a predicted model, not a curated record. The transcript has 7 exons.
AUGGCUGCUGCUCAAGGUUACCCUCUCCUCUGUCUGGAGAACCCUCUCCUCGACAUUCAGGCUCGUGGUGAUGCUGCUCUCCUCGAGAAGUAUGGCCUGAAGGAGAACGAUGCCAUUCUCGCUGAGGAACAGCACAUGGGUAUCUACGAGGACCUGCUCGCCCGGGACGCCAAGCUGAUCCCCGGUGGUGCCGCCCAGAACACCGCUCGUGGUGCCCAGUACAUGCUCCCUGAGCAGUCCGUUGUCUACAUCGGCUGCAUCGGCAAGGACAAGUUCGGUGACAUCCUCAAGAAGACCUGCGAGGAGGCUGGUGUCCACACUGAGUACCGUGUUGAUGAGUCUCAGCCCACCGGCAAGUGCGGUGUUGUCAUCACUGGCCACAACCGCAGUAUGUGCACCCACCUCGCUGCUGCCAACGAGUAUAAGAUCGAGCACCUGAAGCAGCCCGAGAUCUGGUCUCUGGUUGAGAAGGCCAAGUUCUACUAUGUCGGUGGCUACCACCUGACUGUCUGUGUGCCCGCCAUCAUCGCUCUUGGUGAGGAAGCCGCUGCUAAGAACAAGCCUUUCAUGCUGUCUCUCUCCGCCCCCUUCAUCCCCCAGUUCUUCAAGGAGCAGCUCGACAGCGUCCUGCCCUACACUGACUACACCUUCUGUAACGAGACUGAGGCUCUCGCCUACUCCGAGAGCCACCAGUGGGGCACCGAGGAUAUUGUUGAGAUCGCCAAGAAGCUCGCUCAGCUCCCCAAGCAGAACACCCAACGUCCCCGCGUUGCCAUUGUCACCCAGGGCACUGAGCCCACCAUCGUUGCCAUUGGCUCUCCUGCCGGUCUCAUUGAGGUCAAGGAGUUCAAGGUGCACGAGAUCUCCAAGGACGCUAUCAACGACACCAACGGUGCUGGUGAUGCCUUCGCAGGUGGUUUCUGCGCUGGUAUCGUCGGAGGCAAGAGCCUCGACGACUCCGUUGACAUGGGCCAGUGGCUCGCUAGCAAGAGCAUCCAGGAGCUUGGACCUUCCUUCCCCUUCCCCAAGCAGACCUACUCUCGCUCCUAA